AUGACAGAAAAUCAGACAUGGGUCACAGAAUUCAUCCUCCUGGGCUUCGCGCUCAGCUCAAAGAUGCAGCUGUUCCUCUUUGGGCUCUUCUGCCUGCUCUACGCCCUCACCCUGCUGGGGAACGGGGCCAUCCUGGGGCUCAUCUGGCUGGACUCCCGGCUGCACACCCCCAUGUACCUCUUCCUCUCUCACCUGGCCAUUGUUGAUAUUUCAUAUGCUUCAAAUAAUGUCCUGAAGAUGCUGGCCAACAUUCUGUAUGGGGAGAAAACCAUCUCCUUUGUCCCAUGCAUAAUGCAGACCUUUUUAUACAUGGCUUUUGCCCACACUGAGUGUCUCAUCUUAGUAAUGAUGUCCUAUGAUCGGUAUGUGGCCAUCUGCCACCCCCUGCAUUACUCUGUCGUCAUGAGCUGGAGAGCGUGCACGGUCCUGGCCGUCACUUCCUGGACAUGUGGCUCCCUCCUGGCCCUGGUCCAUGUGGUUCUCAUCCUGAUACUGCCCUUCUGUGGGCCUCAUGAAAUCAACCACUUCUUCUGUGAAGUCCUGUCGGUCCUCAAGCUGGCCUGUGCUGACACUAGCCUCAACCAAGUUGUCAUCUUUGCUGCUUCUGUGUUUAUCUUAGUGGGGCCCCUCUGCAUGGUGCUGGCGUCCUACACACGCAUCCUGGGUGCCAUCCUGAGGAUCCAGUCCGGGGAGGGCCGCAGAAAGGCCUUCUCCACCUGCUCCUCCCACCUCUGCGUGGUGGGGCUCUUCUUCGGCAGUGCCAUCGUCCUGUACAUGGCCCCCAAAUCCCGCCACCCUGAGGAGCAGCAAAAGAUCCUUUCCCUGUUUUACAGUCUUUUCAACCCUAUGCUGAACCCACUGAUCUACAGCCUGAGGAACGCAGAGGUCAAGGGGGCUUUGCAAAGAGCACUGUGGAAGGAGAGGCGUAUGUGA
Manis pentadactyla (Chinese pangolin) is the source of this 933-nucleotide messenger RNA. RefSeq names its product olfactory receptor 2A5. NCBI's taxonomy places the organism in Eukaryota, Metazoa, Chordata, Mammalia, Pholidota, Manidae. Gene Ontology annotation, cellular component: membrane. Gene Ontology annotation, biological process: G protein-coupled receptor signaling pathway. Gene Ontology annotation, molecular function: olfactory receptor activity; G protein-coupled receptor activity. The record is from RefSeq and is a predicted model, not a curated record.